Molecule: messenger RNA, 932 nt
Organism: Hippoglossus stenolepis (Pacific halibut)
Lineage: Eukaryota; Metazoa; Chordata; Actinopteri; Pleuronectiformes; Pleuronectidae
Gene: tm4sf4
Product: transmembrane 4 L six family member 4
Exons: 5
Coding region: 198-932 (244 amino acids)
Cellular component (GO): membrane
Source: RefSeq, a predicted model, not a curated record
GAGGACAGAGAAUUCUUGAAGGAGGUUAACGAAGGAAUUAUCAGGAGGCUGAAGUUGGGGAUAAUACAUAAGGCCAGAAAAUCCAGCAGAUUUCACACUAAAAUUCAGUUUGAGAGUCCAGACGUCCUUGUGUUGUCACUUUUUUAAAACCCCCGGAGUGUGUUUCUGUCAGAGGCGUCUCGAGCAUCAGUGUCAGAAUGUGUUCGGGCAGUUUUGCCAAGUGUUUGGGGAUCACCCUGAUUCCUCUCGCGAUCGCGUGCGUGCUGUGCAACAUCCUGCUCUUCUUCCCCAGCGGGGAGUCUGUGGACAGAGACAACAUCACAGAGGAGGUCUGGUACUUCGGAGGCAUCCUGGGAUCUGGAGUGUUGAUGAUCUUCCCAGCACUGGUCUUCCUGGGCCUGAAGAACAAUGACUGCUGCGGUUGCUGUGGCAACGAGAGCUGUGGACGGAGCUUUGCGAUGCUGAGCUCCAUGCUGUUUGCAGCUGUGGGGGUUUUGGGGGCUGGUUACUCAGUUAUCGUUUCUUCCGUGGCCCUCAGCCAUGGACCUAAGUGUGGGACAGCCACCAACGUGACAAAUUGGGUGUAUCCCUUCUCCAAUGGAGACUACCUGUCCAACAAAGACAUCUGGUCGCUGUGUGUAGAGCCGGCCGGCGUGGUGUCCUGGCAUCUGUCCCUGUUCUCCGUGCUGCUGGUCAUGGGUCUAAUCCAGGCGGUGCUGUGUGGCGUGCAGGUGCUGAACGGCCUGCUGGGAGCUCUGUGUGGGGGCUGUGGCUGCUGCGGAGGGCAAGUGCAGUUCAAAAUGAGUGUAAGGUCGGGGAAACAGUUGGAGUCUGAAGAACAGUUCAUCCAAAGCUCCACAGCCAACACUGCACUUACUACUGACGUCCUCAAAAAUAUGGCCGUCAAGUUUGAAGUUGAACUUGAGCGGUGA